Molecule: messenger RNA, 3240 nt
Organism: Talaromyces stipitatus ATCC 10500
Lineage: Eukaryota; Fungi; Ascomycota; Eurotiomycetes; Eurotiales; Trichocomaceae
Product: isoleucyl-tRNA synthetase, cytoplasmic
Exons: 5
Coding region: 1-3240 (1079 amino acids)
Biological process (GO): isoleucyl-tRNA aminoacylation
Molecular function (GO): isoleucine-tRNA ligase activity; aminoacyl-tRNA deacylase activity; tRNA binding
Source: RefSeq, a predicted model, not a curated record
AUGUCUAUUGACUUUCCCGCCGAAGAGGAGACUGUCCUCAAGCGGUGGAGAGAGAUCGACGCCUUUCGCCGGCAGGUUGAACUCUCCCGCGGCCGGAAGCCAUACACUUUCUACGAUGGACCUCCUUUUGCAACUGGUCUUCCACAUUAUGGUCACUUGCUCGCAAGUACCAUCAAGGAUAUCAUUCCUCGAUACUUUUCGAUGACGGGUCACUACUGUGAGCGAAGAUUUGGCUGGGAUACACAUGGUGUGCCAAUCGAACACGAAAUCGACAAGAAGCUCGGAAUGUCCGGCUCGGAAGCUGUUGAAAAAUUAGGUAUCGCCAAAUACAACGAAGAAUGUCGAGCAAUCGUGAUGAGAUAUGCUUCAGAAUGGCGACAAACGAUCGAACGACUCGGCCGUUGGAUCGAUUUCGAUAACCCCUAUCGUACCCUCGACGCUACCUUCAUGGAAUCAGUCUGGUGGAUCUUCAAACAAUUGGCGGAUAAGGAUAUGGUAUACCGUGGAUAUAGAGUUAUGCCAUACUCAACAGCCCUCAACACGCCUUUGAGUAAUUUCGAAGCUUCUCAAAACUAUAAAGAUGUGACCGACCCGGCUGUCGUGGUCUCCUUCCCGCUAGUUGAUGACCCAAACGUGUGUUUGUUGGCAUGGACAACGACACCCUGGACACUCCCUUCCAACGUCGGCCUUUGCGUACACCCCGAUUUCGAGUACGUGAAGGUCCUCGACGAAGCAUCGGGAAAACACUACAUCCUGAUGGAAUCCCUACUCCGCACACUCUACAAAGAUCCCAAGAAGGCGAAGUUCAAAAUUGUUGACAGAUUUAAGGGAUCGGCUAUGAAGGGCUGGAGAUAUGAGCCGCUUUUUGACUACUUCAUAGACGACUUCAAGGACUGCGGAUUCCGUGUUUGCAAUGAUACAUAUGUGACUUCUGAUGCCGGUACCGGUAUUGUCCACCAAGCACCUGCAUUUGGUGAAGACGAUUACAGGGUUGCUGUGGAACAUGGAGUUAUAUCAGACAAAGUACUACCACCAAACCCUGUGGACGAAACAGGUAACUUUACAUUUGAAGUUCGUGAUUUCGUUGGGCAGCAUGUCAAGGCAGCCGACAGAGUUAUCAUCAAACACCUCAAGGGAACCGGCCGCUUGAUUGUCGACGGCCAAAUUACUCACAGCUACCCAUUCUGUUGGCGCUCAGAUACUCCUCUUAUUUACCGAGCUGUGCCAGCGUGGUUUGUAAAGGUGGGACCGGUCAUUCCCACCAUGCUCAAAGGAAUUGAAGACUCUCAUUGGGUCCCGUCUUUCGUCAAGGAAAAGCGAUUUGCCAACUGGAUUCAAAAUGCCAGAGAUUGGAAUAUUGCUAGGAAUCGUUACUGGGGAACACCAAUCCCUCUUUGGGUUAGUGAUGAUUUCAAAGAGGUUGUCGCCAUCGGCAGCGUUUCGGAAUUGAAGGAACUCAGCGGUUACGAAGGUGAAUUGACUGAUCUGCAUCGGGACAAAAUCGAUCACAUCACCAUCCCCAGUAAGCAAGGUAAAGGUCAGCUUCGUCGUGUACCCGAGGUCUUUGAUUGUUGGUUCGAGAGUGGUUCAAUGCCCUAUGCAUCGGUCCACUAUCCUUUUGAACGUAAAGAUACAUUCCAGGACGCAUUUCCCGCCCAGUUCAUUGCUGAGGGUCUUGAUCAAACGCGUGGUUGGUUCUAUACACUCUCUGUCUUGGGUUGCCAUCUGUUCGGAAAAUUGCCAUACCAAAAUGUCAUUGUGAAUGGUAUUGUGUUAGCCGAAGACGGUAAGAAGAUGUCUAAGCGGCUGAAGAACUAUCCUGAUCCAACUUUGAUCAUGGAUCGCUACGGUUCUGAUGCCCUACGACUUUAUCUUAUCAAUUCUCCUGUCGUCCGAGCGGAACCCCUCCGAUUCAAGGAAGCAGGCGUGAAGGAGAUCAUCUCCAAGGUGCUGUUGCCGUUGUGGAACAGUUACAAAUUCUUCGAAGGACAGGUGGCUCUCUUGAAGAAGAUUGAAAAUAUCGAUUACUGUUUCGACCCCAAAGCAGAGGUCACCAACACCAACGUCAUGGACCGAUGGAUUUUGGCAAGCUGCCAAAGUCUUCUCAAAUUUGUCAACCAAGAAAUGUCUGCUUAUCGUUUGUAUACGGUGGUCCCUAGACUUCUGGAGCUCAUUGAUAACACCACGAACUGGUAUAUUAGGUUCAACCGAAGACGUCUGAAGGGUGAAAAUGGUGUUGAUGAUACACAACAUGCGCUCAACACCUUGUUCGAGGUCUUAUACACUUUGGUGCGCGGUUUGGCGCCAUUCAUCCCUUUCAUCACUGAUACCAUCUAUUUGCGUCUUCUUCCUCAUAUUCCAGAGUCACUACGCGGUGAAGACGACCGCAGUGUGCACUUCCAGCCAUAUCCCCAGGUUCGUGAAGAGCUCUUUGACGAAGUUAUAGAGAGACGUGUGGCUAGAAUGCAGAGAGUUAUUGAGUUGGGCCGAGUUUCUCGAGAGCGCCGUACUUUGGCAUUGAGGCAACCGCUGAAGACGCUUGUUGUCAUUCACCAGGAUCAGCAAUACUUGGAUGAUGUCAAGUCUCUUGAGUCUUAUAUCGUCGAGGAAUUGAACGUCCGGGAUCUUAUCCUGUCCUUGGACGAAGAGAAAUACAACGUGCAAUACAGCGUUUCGGCAGACUGGCCCACACUCGGCAAGAAGCUCAAGAAGGAUGCGCAAAAAGUGAAGAAGUUCUUGCCCUCUUUGACUAGCGAUGAUGUCAAGAAGUUUGUUGCUGAGAAACGCAUUGUCGUUGAUGGUAUCGAACUUGCCGAAGAGGAUCUGGUUGUGAAGCGUGGUAUCAAGGAAGAUGAGACCUCUCAGAACAUGGAGACGAACUCAGAUAGUGACGUCCUUACCAUCUUGGACGUCAAUAUCUACCCUGAAUUGGCAGACGAAGGUCUCGGAAGAGAGAUUAUCAGCCGUGUUCAAAGACUACGUAAGAAGGCAGGCCUGCAGACUACGGAUGAUGUCAAGAUGGAGUAUAAAGUACUUUCUGAUCCUGACAACGUUGGUUUGGAUAGAGUGUUCAAGACCCAAUCCGCAGCUUUUGAGAAGGUGUUGAGAAGACCUAUUGAUCAUCAUGUCAUUACGCAUGUGGCAGGAGAAAUUCCAAAGGAGGAGGAGCCAGGUCUCAUCAUGGAAGAGGAGCAAGAAGUUCAAAAAGCAACCUUCUUGCUCAGGCUUCUCAAGCUGUGA